Molecule: messenger RNA, 2941 nt
Organism: Melopsittacus undulatus (budgerigar)
Lineage: Eukaryota; Metazoa; Chordata; Aves; Psittaciformes; Psittaculidae
Gene: ZBTB48
Product: zinc finger and BTB domain containing 48
Exons: 10
Coding region: 98-2089 (663 amino acids)
Biological process (GO): regulation of transcription by RNA polymerase II
Cellular component (GO): nucleus
Molecular function (GO): protein binding; DNA-binding transcription factor activity, RNA polymerase II-specific
Source: RefSeq, a predicted model, not a curated record
CCAUCAGCCUCACCGUGUUCCUCUCGUGCAUGGCCGCUCGCUCCUUCCAGCUCCUCUGCAUCUUCAAGCUCCCCGCCCGCUGGCCGCUGUACGAGGCAUGGCUCCGGCUCCGGUGCUGUCCGUGGCCGGCACCGCGCUGUGCCGGGCGGCGCUGGAGGCCGCCAGCCCCUCGGUGCCCGCCGGGUACCGUGAGCCCUGGUGCCUGCGGGGGCUCUGCUGCCCCUCGGGGGCUCCGCCGCCUGCUCUGUGCCGCUGCUCGGCGGCUUCUUCCUCCCCGAGGCAUUCACCAUCCUCCUGCGGCCUCACCGCAACACGGCCGAGCGCUUCCAGGCCUGACCGGGGCCGGUCGCGUCACAUCCGGUGCGCUGCCAUGGCGGCGGCCGCGGCGCACAGCGUCCGUGUGCUGCGGGAGCUGAACCGGCUGCGGGCCGCGGGGCUGUUCUGCGACGCCACACUGGGGGUGGGCGGCCGGGAGUUCCGUGCGCACUGGCCGGUGCUCGCCAGCUGCUCCCGGUUCUUCCGCGCCCGCGGCCCCGGCGGCCCCGUGGCGCUGCCCGACGGCCUGGCCGACACCUUCCAGCUGCUGCUCGACUUCUUCUACACCGGGCGCCUGGCGCUGACCGCGCACAACCGCAGCCGCCUGCAGGCCGCGGCCGAGCAGCUCGGUGUGCCCGACGCCGUGGCUCUGUGCCGGGCCUUCCGCCCCGCCGCGCCCCGGCAGCGGCCCCGCCGAGCCCCGGUGCCGUCCGGGCCUGUGGGCACCCCCCCGGCACCGGAGGAGGCGGCGGACGGCGGCGGAGGUCGGGGGGGCACCGAGGCCGCACCGGAGCAGAAGGCGCUGCGGGGCACCGGGAGCCCCCCCCCGGGCGGCAGCGGGACGGGAGCGGCGGCGCCCGUGGAGUGCCCCACGUGUCACAAAACGUUCCUCAGCAAGUACUACCUGAAGGUGCACAACAGGAAACACACUGGAGAGAAGCCAUUUGAGUGUUCCAAGUGUGGCAAAUGUUACUUUAGGAAGGAGAACCUCCAGGAACACGAAGCCAGGAACUGCAUGAACCGAUCAGAGCAGGCGUUCACGUGUUCAGUCUGCCAGGAGGUGUUCAAGAGGCGCGUGGAGCUGCGGCUGCACAUGGUGUCACACACAGGGGACAUGCCAUACAAGUGCUCCUCCUGUGCCCAGCAGUUCAUGCAGAAGAAGGACCUGCAGAGCCACAUGAUAAAGCUGCACGGUGCCCCAAAGCCCCAUGCGUGCUCGACCUGCUCCAAGUGCUUUCUGUCUCGGACAGAGCUGCGCCUGCACGAGGCCUUCAAGCACCGCGGAGAGAAGCUGUUUGUGUGCGAGGAGUGUGGGCACAGGGCCUCGAGCCGCAAUGGGCUGCAGAUGCACAUCAAGGCCAAGCACAGGAACGAGCGGCCCUACGUGUGUGAGUUCUGCCACCAUGCCUUCACCCAGAAAGCCAACCUCAACAUGCACCUGCGCACGCACACGGGCGAGAAGCCCUUCCAGUGCCACCUGUGUGGCAAGACCUUCAGGACACAAGCGAGCCUGGACAAGCACAACCGGACCCACACCGGGGAGCGCCCGUUUGGCUGUGAGUUCUGCGAGCAGCGCUUCACCGAGAAGGGGCCUCUGCUGCGGCACGUGGCCAGCCGGCACCAGGAGGGGCGGCCCCACUUCUGCCAGAUCUGCAGCAAGACCUUCAAAGCCGUCGAGCAGCUCCGCGUCCACGUCCGCCGGCACAGGGGCAUGAGGAAGUUCGAGUGCACCGAGUGUGGAUACAAGUUCACGCGGCAGGCUCACCUGCGGCGCCACAUGGAGAUCCAUGACCGCGUGGAGAACUACAACCCGCGGCAGCGGAAGCUGCGGAACCUGGUGAUCGAGGACGAGAAGGCCGUGGUGCUGGCGCUGCAGCCGCCACCGGAGCCGGACGUGGGCUCGGCAGAGGUGAUCGCCGAGUCCCUGUCCCGUGGUGCUCUGCCCGAGGACGUCCCUGUGCAGAGACUCUGCUCCAACGAGCACCUCUCCCCCGCGGCUGUGAUGGAGCCGGCGCUGAUCAUAACCACAGUGCCCGAGGGCUGUGGCACAUAGCAGCACCGGAGCGCAGGGAAGGGAGGGCUGGAGCUGCCCUCGGCCAUGUCUGUUCUGGAGCUGCGCAUCUGUUCCCCUUCCCUGCGCAUCUCCCACUGCAGGCUGCGGGAGGGAAGCUCUAAUCCAGUGUUGGAUGAAGCUGCUCCGUGUGGCUCCUUAAUAAACACACACACAGGGUGUGAGGUGGGAGCCGUGGGGGCUCUGUGUGUGUAACACUGACAACUGGCUUCCUAUGGGAUCUCCUUGCGGCCGGACGGGUGGCUGCCUGCCGUUCACCCCUUGCCUUUGAGCUCCUGAUUAAAGCUCACCUUCCCCAGAGCACAGCUCUGCCCCUUGAACACUUCCCAAAGGAUUUGUCUCCUCCUUAGCCCUGUCCCUUCUUCACUUCCUUCUGUUGCACUCCUGGUAACUGCUGUUUCUUUGCCCCACUGAAGGCAAGGCAUGCCUGGCAUCCUCUCACCAGAUAGCUGAGCUGAUGGUGAACAUGAAACACGUUAUCUGAAGGAGCUGGAGCCGCCAGCGCUCCAUGCUCCUGUGCUGAGGGGUGGGGAUGUCUCUUUGGAACACCAGGAUCGCUGGGACACUGAGAACUACAUCCCUGGAUGGGGGAAGUUCAUUGGAUGUACCCACAAUCCCAGCCACGCUCUCCUCUUGCCCACAGCCCAAGUCUCCAGUUUAAACAGUGGGCCUGGAAUGAGGAUUCCAGUAAAACCCCACAGCAACCAUCGUCCCCUCAAGGCAACCGAGAGGUUCAUGUGAGGUGUUUUAUUUAAACCUAUGACAAUAAAAAUACAUUAUCUGUACCGGGGAUGCCUUUGUUUCAAAGGACAGUGUUAAAACUGCACUCCAAGA